AUGGCUUCGAUAGAUCAGUCAUAUACUAUGCUCCCUAGGCACUUGAGCCCCCAGCACCACGACGACUACAUUCUUUACCCUGAGCCACCACAGGGAGUCUUCAGCACAGCACCCAUGGAGAUGAGCAUCCCUGCCGACGCCUCUUACAUGUUCCCAACCUCCAUGGCAAUGGAUCACCAGCCCGCCCUCUACGAUAACAACUUUAUGUACCAAGGACGCACAUCACCUGGUCUCUACGAGGACGCCGAAUUCCAACUGCCUUCUUCCAACCUUUCUACCGCAUCAGCACCAUCGGCGGCCUCUUCCAACGUAGGCUCGCCCCAAUCCCACAACGACCAGCCGGCGCCAAUCCUCGACUGGGCGCACCCCGGCAUCGCUGUGACCCCGGGCAUCGUGCCCCACGACUACUACAACACCGCCGGUACAGAGUACUCGACCUACGCCGGCCCAGGUAUGGAAGACUUUGCAGCUUUCGAAUUUGCAAACACCAAGCCCCCGGGUUUCGUGGCUUCAGCUGUGCGUGUGCGCGACUCGGGCCCGGUGCUGGACACUCACUCGUCCUCCUCAUCCCCUGUCACGCCCGCAUCGCGCAAGUCAAGCUUGUCCUUUGUCUCUCCUAGCUCUACUUCCUUCUCUUCUCCUCCGGCGCCCGUCUGGGGCCACUCGCCAAAGACUCCUCGAGUCUCUACUUUCUUUUCUCAGAGCAGCGGCCAUUUCAUCGCUCCUCUUGGUUCUUCUUGUUGGUUUUCCUCUGUCAAGCAGCCUCAUCCUUAUCGCGAAACGCCCGCUGACCACCUCUCCGCUGCUCCAGACCCUUCUUUGAUCCACCCCGACAUCAGCCGCCCCAUGAUGAGCAACUUCCAGAACCCCAACCAGUAUCCCACCUCGCCCGCCCUCUCGCCCUCAUCACAGUCAAUGUCCAUGGUUCGCACCGGCAGUCAAUCGCCCUUCCUCCACAGCGGCUUCCAACAGCAGCAGCAAUUCAGCCCCUACGCUACUCCCGGCGACGCCCGCCGCCCCAGCCUUCACUCAUUCCCCUCAACUUACUCUGAUGGCAACAACUACAGCGGCGAUGAGGGCAAGGAGAAGCAGAGAUGCCCCCAUCCCGAGUGCGGCAAGGUCUUUAAGGAUCUCAAGGCGCACAUGCUCACGCACCAGACUGAGAGGCCCGAAAAGUGUCCCAUUGUGACUUGCGACUACCACGUCAAGGGAUUCGCUCGCAAGUACGACAAGAACCGCCACACCCUGACGCACUACAAGGGAACCAUGGUGUGCGGUUUCUGCCCCGGCUCCGGUUCAGCGGCUGAGAAGUCGUUCAACCGCGCUGAUGUCUUCAAGCGUCACUUGACAGCCGUUCACGGCGUCGAGCAGACACCGCCCAACAGUCGCAAGAAGAGCAGCAGCGCCAACAGCGGCAAGAAGCUCGCGGGAUAUCCUCCCGAUGCCACUGGCAAGUGUUCCACUUGUUCGCAGACCUUCUCCAACGCUCAGGACUUUUACGAGCACUUGGACGAUUGUGUGCUGCGUAUUGUGCAGCAGGAGGACCCUUCUGAGGCCAUCAAUGCUCAGCGCCUGGCCGAGGUUGAGAACGACAAGGAAGUGCACCAGACGUUGGAGAAGAACCAUUUGCCCACGCAGACGCAGAUGCCCUCAAACGAGGAGGAGGACGACGAGGAGAUGAUGGAGGAUGAUGAUGAGGAAGACAGCAAGCAGCGCGUCAGCGCGUCGCCCAAGAGGAAGGGCAACCCGGUCAACGGUGUUCAAAAGUCGCGCGGCCUCACACACUCCCGUGGAGGCGGCCCAAUGCCUGUCAAGGCCAAGGGUCGCAAGAACAGACGCGACUACCCUUCUUCUUGGGGCUUCGACAAGGGCCAGAUGACGAUGAAGAAGCGGGUGAUGGCAGUGUUUGAUGGACCUCGGCGACUGGCCAAGGACGACAUGAUGCUGUCGACAGAUCACGAGGUGCGCAUCAAGCUUACGGACGGCAACAACUACGUGACGGACCUGGACGUGCAGACGCUGAAGCGUGCCGAGGGCUUCCUUGGUGCGACGGAUGAGGAGAAGGGACCCUGGAUCUCUGACGAUCCGACCGAGGAGCAGCUGCGGGAGAUGCAGGCGAUGCUUGAGAGCUGCCAGACGGCUCAGUAA
Molecule: messenger RNA, 2148 nt
Organism: Colletotrichum fioriniae
Lineage: Eukaryota; Fungi; Ascomycota; Sordariomycetes; Glomerellales; Glomerellaceae
Source: RefSeq, a predicted model, not a curated record